Momordica charantia (bitter melon) is the source of this 1566-nucleotide messenger RNA. RefSeq names its product AGAMOUS-like 15 (gene AGL15). The record is from RefSeq and is a predicted model, not a curated record. Gene Ontology annotation, cellular component: nucleus. Gene Ontology annotation, molecular function: protein dimerization activity; DNA-binding transcription factor activity; RNA polymerase II transcription regulatory region sequence-specific DNA binding. Lineage: Eukaryota; Viridiplantae; Streptophyta; Magnoliopsida; Cucurbitales; Cucurbitaceae. Gene Ontology annotation, biological process: positive regulation of transcription by RNA polymerase II.
GAGAGAGAGAGAGAAGGAAGUGGGACCCUCCCAAAAGAGACCUAUAAACACCGAAAACACUCUAAAUGUGGCAAAAGGAGUCAUGCAUAACUCUAUAUAGUAUACAGAGCCAUGCAAGGUUGCCGUUUCCAGCCCCUUCUGCCAUUUGGGGUAAAACGCUCUCUCACCCUCCUUUAUCUUCUCCUCUCUAAAUUUGGUAAUCUCUUACCCUCUUUCCCAAGUUUAUCACACCCCCCAAAAUGGCUAAAUAUUGAACCCGCAAAGGGGAAAAGGGAAAUUCCCCCAAAAACCACAAAACAGAGGCCAUUUCACAACAAGGGUUUUCUUCUUCUUCUUCUUCUUCUUCUUUGGGGGUUUCGAUUCCGAUUCCGAUUCAAACCUGGAAAUUUGGGGAUUUCGAUCAUCUGGGUGUUGGGGAUUUAGGGCAUUUCGAAAUGGGUCGGGGGAAGAUUGAAAUCAAGCGGAUUGAGAAUGCCAAUAGCAGGCAAGUCACGUUCUCCAAGAGGCGAGCUGGGCUUCUCAAGAAGGCUCAGGAACUUGCCAUUCUCUGCGAUGCUGAAGUUGCUGUUAUCAUUUUCUCCAAUACUGGCAAGCUUUUCGAGUUUUCCAGUUCUGGCAUGAAGCAUACUCUUUCAAGAUACAACCGAUGUGUAGAUUCUUCAGAGGCUGCGGUAGACGGGCGCAAGGUUGAGAAGCAAGAGCACGAGGAGGUAGACAUUCUAAGAGACGAAAUAACAACUCUACAAAUGAAACAAUUACAGCUAUUGGGAAAGGAUCUGACUGGCUUAGGCUUCAAAGAAUUGCAGAACUUGGAGCAACAACUAAAUGAAGGGCUAUUAAUGGUGAAGGAGAAGAAGGAACAGUUACUGAUGGAACAACUAGAGCAAUCAAGGGUACAGGAACAGCGAGCGAUGCUGGAGAAUGAAACUUUGCGGAGACAGGUCAACGAGCUUCGAUGUCUGUUUCCGCCAGUUGACUGUCCGCUACCUGCUUAUCUUGAAUACUGCUCCCUAGAACAGAAGAACAUUGGCCUUAGAAGCCCUGAUGCGGCCUGCAACUCAGAAAUAGAAAGAGGAGAUUCAGACACCACCUUGCACUUGGGGCUGCCAUCCCAUGUGUAUUGCAAGAGAAAGGAGGCUGAGAGAGAUACUCAUUCCAAUAAUUCAGGGAGCCAAAUGGGUCUACUCUGACCGGAUUGCUCUUAUUCAUUCUGAUUGAUUAGAUGGCUGCACAGACGCUGACGAAACGAACCCGGUUUAUCAGUUUCAUCUCCACCUUUAGAAAACUGCAAAUAUUUCUUUUGUGACUCUGAAACCAUUGAAACAGAGAGAGUUAGAGAUCCCAAAAUUAGGAGAUUAUUAGAAAAUGGAAAUGACAUUGUUGUAGUUAGUUUUAUUAGAUCUGGGAGGAGUACAUUUUUUUAGAACUUUGUAAACUCUAGUCCUCAUGUAGCUGCCUAUAGAAGGAAUAUUUAGCUAUUCUUUCUGGGUUAUUUGUUAGCUGCUCUGUAAUUUUUUCUGCUUCACUUCUUCAGUGGCUGAAUCAAAUUUGGAAUGUCAAUCUAAA